Choloepus didactylus (southern two-toed sloth) is the source of this 575-nucleotide messenger RNA. It is a transcript of the gene COPS9, whose product is annotated as COP9 signalosome subunit 9. The coding region runs from base 169 to 342 and encodes 57 amino acids. Lineage: Eukaryota; Metazoa; Chordata; Mammalia; Pilosa; Megalonychidae. The transcript is spliced from 3 exons. The record is from RefSeq and is a predicted model, not a curated record. Gene Ontology annotation, biological process: negative regulation of protein neddylation.
CCAAGGGCCGCCGCAGCUCGGGGCAGCUCCGGGGCGCCCUGCGGCCAGAGGCAACCAUAGAGUCGGCGGUCCUCCGGCGCCCAGAGCGGCCGCGGCGGGGCGCGCACCGGAAGGGGCCGCCGCAGGCCGGAAGCGGGCUGGGGCCGCCGAGAGCGCCGCGGGGUCGCUAUGAAGCCGGCGGUGGACGAGAUGUUCCCCGAGGGCGCCGGGCCCUACGUGGACCUGGACGAGGCUGGAGGCAGCACUGGACUUUUGAUGGACUUGGCAGCCAAUGAAAAGGCCGUCCACGCAGACUUUUUCAACGAUUUUGAAGAUCUUUUUGAUGACGACGAUGUCCAGUGAGCUGCCGUCCCGUACUGUGCAUCGCCAGGCCUGUUACACAGCCGUGUGCUGGAUCGCCUCAACCAAGGACAACUGAAAUGAGUUUUAAAGAACUUGUGGAAAGCACUGGAAGUUAGGACAUGGUUAGCCAAAAGAGAGAAUGGUUUGUCUUUGCCCUUAGGAUGAUACUCGUUAAUCUCUUAGUAUGACCAGCUUUUGUCCUUACUUCAAUUAAAAAAAGCCAUGUCAUCGUU